This is a messenger RNA of Brienomyrus brachyistius, 1039 nucleotides long. RefSeq lists its product as uncharacterized. The coding region runs from base 1 to 855 and encodes 284 amino acids. The record is from RefSeq and is a predicted model, not a curated record. Lineage: Eukaryota; Metazoa; Chordata; Actinopteri; Osteoglossiformes; Mormyridae. Gene Ontology annotation, molecular function: zinc ion binding; nucleic acid binding. The transcript has 2 exons.
AUGCAGGACAUCCUCUGCGUACAGCGGAAUGGGCCCUUCCGCUUCUUCGAGGUCACCUUGUCCACCGACGAGAGUUAUACCAAGGUCCUGGAGCGGAGCAAGGAGGGGGCCCAGCACCCCCUCCUCGGACGUUACAACAUCGAGCCGCUGUGGUGGCCCGACAAGCGGCCUCCCUUCUGCCGGCAGUGCCACAGUUUUGGACACACCCUGGAGGGAUGCGCCAACCUGCGCUGCCGCAACUGCCUGGAGUCGGGGCACAUGGCCAGGGACUGCAAGGGCCCCCGUCGCUGCAUUCACUGCAACGGCGAGGACCAUCUGGCUCGUUCCUGCCCACAGAAAAAGACUACAUAUGCCGACGCUCUGUCGGGUAACAGAGCAGUCGGCACGGAGAAUGGUGGGGGAGCUCUAGCCCCCACGACUGGGCAGGAACAGCCGGCGACGGGGGCAGGAGGAGAAGCCCUGGUCGAGGUGGAGGAGGCCCCUUCGAGUGCGACACCAAUGCAGGAGGGGUCUCCGAACAAGGUGGAGCAGCUCGCCCUGGCUCCAGGCGUCAGCAGCAGGCGAAAGAAGAGCGGUGCAUCCCCCCGGGGGAGGAAGAAGAGCAGAAGGGAGGCGCAACCCAACGCACCCAGCCCUCCGGCUGCCACCUCGCCAGCAGUGGCGGCCGGGGACCAAGGCCGACAGUGUCCCCCCUCCCCGAUGUUAGAGGCCCCCCGUCUGGUGUGGGACUUGGGACAGUCCCCUGCACCCCCCCAGGAGUACAGCGGUCAACAGGACACUGCUAAUGAACAGGAGUACCUGGGGGGGCUGGAAUUGGGGGACCUUUUGAGGUUGACUGAGGAGGGGGGGCAGUAGGACAGUAUUGUUUUUAAUGGCUGGCUUUUAUUAUUUUAGUUUGUUGUUUUUAAUUGUAUUUUAUUAUUUUAACAUUCUAUGGCCAAUUUUAAUAUUGUCACCUUGAAUGUAAGGGGUUUGAGGAACAUUUUAAAACGUACAUCUGUUUUUAACCAGCUGGCAUCUUCUCCCUUCAGCAUUUGUU